Messenger RNA from Tarenaya hassleriana, 2514 nucleotides. Its product is annotated as probable alkaline/neutral invertase F. Lineage: Eukaryota; Viridiplantae; Streptophyta; Magnoliopsida; Brassicales; Cleomaceae. Gene Ontology annotation, biological process: sucrose catabolic process. The record is from RefSeq and is a predicted model, not a curated record. The coding region runs from base 266 to 2377 and encodes 703 amino acids. The transcript is spliced from 5 exons. Gene Ontology annotation, molecular function: endo-alpha-N-acetylgalactosaminidase activity; sucrose alpha-glucosidase activity.
AAAGGGCACCUGGUUUACGUGGGUACUUGGUACCACGCUUGAAUUCAUUCUUCAACCGCCAAAACAGAAUUCGCAGUGCACACACUACACGCACCUCUUUUCCAUUCUCUUCCUCUCCCAGCCAAAUCUGCAAUAUUCUCUCUCACGCUAGGGUUCUCGGCAGAUUUCCUCUUCCAUCGUCAUUUUCUCGCGAGCCAAACAGCAACUGAGAAAGGUUUCUCUCUUUAUGGACCAUGUUUUCUGACGUGAUUUCGCCUUCUGCAAGAUGCCAAAGAGCCUGCGUGAUCUUUUGAACGAAGAACAAGAGACUAUGGAUAUUAUGGAAUCUCCGUCUCCAGCGAUUGACGACGGAGGCAAGGAAAUGAUGCCAGAAGUUUUGGAUAAGGAGCUGCCUAUUCGUUCGGAAAACGGAUCACAUCCCAGAGAUUUGUCCAGUGGAGAUGAAGAACUCGUCAUCUAUGAAGUAAGUGUUGCUGCCUCCGCAGGUGAUUGUAAGCUCGUUGCGGCAGAUGAGCAAAGUAUUGACCCGAGUGAAAAGCCUUCCGAGUUUAUUGUAUAUGAAAAUUCGGAGUUCGAUCAGGAAUUUCUGGAACUUCAAGGACACGCGCGUCCACUAUGCUCGGACAAAUACUGCGAACUCUUGGCUCCCUCUUUUCCGGGUGAAAAUGUAGAAAAAUCAGAGAUGAUUUCUCCUUCUUUAGAUGAGAUUUGGAACAAUGUGCACCGGUCAAAAACAGAGGAACCGAAGCAGGGUGAGAUUUCUCCAGCCGCCGCGACAGCGAAGGAGAAGAAGGCAGCUAGUGUGCCAGUUUCUGAGCGUAAUAAGAAUACAGUGGAAAUAGGAAAGCCUAGCUCGACCUUGAAGACCCAUGCAAGCGUUGGAAUCAGUACGGAAUAUCUAAACAAUGAUGGCUCUAAUAUCGUAACCAAUGUAUCACCUGCGAUCAGAGGAAUCACUGGUCCAAGUUCGGAGAUGAUGGAAGAAGCUUGGGAUCGACUGAGAAAGUCUUUCGUCUACUUCAAAGGUAAACCUGUUGGAACACUCGCAGCCAUGGAUCCAAGCGCUGAAGCUCUGAAUUACAAUCAGGUUUUUGUGAGAGAUUUUUUCCCAAGUGGUUUAGCAUGCCUAAUGAGGGAUCCUCCAGAAACAGAAAUUGUCAAGAACUUUCUGUUGAAGACUCUCCACCUUCAAGGAUGGGAGAAAAGGAUAGAUAAAUUCACUCUUGGCGAAGGAGUCAUGCCUGCCAGCUUUAAGGUGCUUUAUGACUCGCACCGCCAGAAAGAAACAUUAGUCGCUGAUUUCGGUGGAAGCGCUAUAGGAAGGGUGGCACCGGUUGAUUCAGGAUUCUGGUGGAUUAUACUACUGAGAACAUACACCAAAGUCACACAUGAUCAUACCCUGGAGGAGCUCCCUGAGGUUCAAAGAGGAAUAAAGCUCAUACUUGACCUUUGCCUCUCUGACGGCUUUGACACCUUUCCCACUCUAUUAUGCGCUGAUGGCUGUAGUAUGAUCGACAGGAGGAUGGGAAUAUACGGAUACCCGAUUGAGAUUCAGGCACUAUUCUACUUCUCACUGAGGUGUGCAAGGCAAAUGAUAAACCCAGAGAGGGAUGCGAAAGAGCUGAUAGAACGUAUCGACAAGAGGAUUUCAGCUCUGAGCUAUCACAUCCAAGAAUACUACUGGCUAGACUUUGCGCAGCUCAACCAUAUAUAUCGCUACAAAACAGAGGAGUACUCGCACACGGCAGUGAACAAGUUCAAUGUGAUCCCAGAGUCGAUUCCAGAUUGGUUGUUCGAGUUCAUGCCAUCGAAGGGAGGGUACCUGAUAGGAAACGUAAGCCCAGCUCGGAUGGACUUCAGGUGGUUCCUGGUGGGAAACUGCAUUGCCAUAUUGAGCUCACUGGUCACGCAUACACAAGCCACUGCAAUUAUGGAUCUAAUAGAAGAGAGGUGGGAGGUUCUGAUAGGAGAGAUGCCACUGAAGAUCACGUACCCUGCAUUGGAGGGUCACGAAUGGAGAACAGUUACUGGAUUUGAUCCAAAGAACACCCGGUGGAGCUACCAUAACGGCGGAUCUUGGCCAGUUCUGGUGUGGAUGCUGACAGCGGCGUGUAUAAAGACGGGGAGGCCACAGAUGGCGAAAAGAGCGAUAGAGGAGGUGGAGAAGAGGCUGGGGAAGGAUGGAUGGCCAGAGUAUUACGAUGGGAAGGAAGGGAGAUACGUUGGGAAACAAGCGAGGAAGUACCAGACGUGGAGCAUAGCCGGAUACCUUGUGGCCAAGAUGAUGAUAGAGAACCCCGCCAAUCUCCUUGGCAUCUCCCUCGAGGAGGACAAGACUACUUCCCGUCCCAAACACUCCCGUUCCCUCUCCUUCUGAUCAUGACGUACGGUACAUUUCUCUACUAUGAUGACUCUCUCUCUCUCUCUCUGUUUCUCUACCAUUCAGUCUUUUCCAAGCUUGGAUUCUUUUUUCUUGGAUCAUCAAUGUUACUAAGAGCUACUUGCUGAUGAUAA